Messenger RNA from Cryptococcus amylolentus CBS 6039, 981 nucleotides. RefSeq lists its product as hypothetical. Gene Ontology annotation, biological process: positive regulation of translational fidelity. The coding region runs from base 1 to 981 and encodes 326 amino acids. The record is from RefSeq and is a predicted model, not a curated record. The transcript has 3 exons. Lineage: Eukaryota; Fungi; Basidiomycota; Tremellomycetes; Tremellales; Cryptococcaceae. Gene Ontology annotation, molecular function: rRNA binding; structural constituent of ribosome. Gene Ontology annotation, cellular component: mitochondrial small ribosomal subunit.
AUGCCGCUCAGACCAUACACCUCAAGAAACGUCUUUAACCACAAAAGGGCAGUUCCCCGUAUGGGCUGGGCUCCCGAGAACCUGUUCAACCUUUGGCAACGAACCUCUCCCGACUCUCCUUUGAAGCGCGAACAUGACUUUACCCGUACAAACGCCACCCCUUACCAACUCCGUUUCACCGCCAAGCGCCUGAUCAGAGGAUACCACGGUGACCACAUCGGUUUCACAAAGUUCUCUAGAUGGUAUAUGCCCGAAAAGCUCCCGGCUAUCCACCAGGCUGAGAAGAAGAGCGCUGCCUCGGCGGAGAUGGGCAAAUGGAUUGAAGGUAGAGAAAGGGCUGGAGGAAGAACAUCGGACGAGAAGAGGGUCAAGAAGAAGGCGGAGGACAGUAGGGCGCCGAUUGGAACACUGUUGUUUGCAGAUGUGGAGAGGAGAUUGGACGUCGCCAUCUUCAGGGCUUGCUUUGCCCAGAAUGUCUGGGAAGGGAGGAGAUAUGUCGUGCAAGGGCAUGUCAAGCUGAAUGGUCAGGUGAUCCGGAACCCCAAUGUGAUGCUCAAUCCCGGAGAUGUCUUCACCGUGGAUCCCUCUGCCAUCGUCAUGCUCCAACCACCAAAACAAAAAUCAGCGCCGGCCGAGGAAGUUGAGUCGGAAGAGGCUGUCGAGGGUGAAGAGGUUCCCGAAACUCCCUCACCGCAGACAGCCUCUGCCCCCGCUCCAUCCUCUACCUACUUUAGACUCCCCGAAUUCGCCCAACCCCAUAUCUUUGUCCCCGCAUACCUUCUCCCCUCUUACCUCACCUGCUCAGCAGUCUACGUCCGUCAUCCUACAGCGCGGGCGAACUACUCUGAAAUACCAUCGCCAUAUGAUGCGGGCGGAGAAUUGAUGAGUUUGGGCUGGGAGUACUUCAAGAGGGCGGCGCCUAGAAUGAGAAACAAGACGAAUAAGUGGGUGAACCCUUGGGGUGGGUUUGGGAAGCAGUAG